CUUUGCAUCGAGAGGUCAUAGGAAGAGGCAUAUUUUUUUUUAUUUUUAUCGAAAAGUUUUAGUACAAGAGCAAUGUCGUUAACUAAAACAUUUAUUUAUUUUAUAAUUUUUACUUACUGUCUUAUAAGUGUCAGCUGUGACUCGGAUUUGCAAUGUUAUGUAUGCACCGACUGUGAGUUUAAUUAUGAGGGUACGGCAACGACUUGUCAAGACAUUCUACUAACAACUGUUACACCUGACGAAUCAACAACUAACAUUGGAGAAACUUACAGUACAGACAACAGAAAUAACCAUGACACUACACAGCCAACAGAGACAACGGAUUUUUCUACAACCGAAGAAACCGCAUGCACUGAAAUACCAGAAACCACAACUCAUAUAACAGCAUUAACAACUGAAAAUUCUGCAAACCCGAAACCGAAGACCACGAACCCUCCCUUUAAGAUAACAACAAAAUUCUCUCCACCAAUAGAAACUUCUAGUAUCCCAGUAACUACUGAAACAACCAGUACAGAAUCUUCAUUAAUACCUGCAAUAACUGAAACCACCACAGCAAUUUCUACAACGGAACUUUCCCCUAUUAUCUCAACACUUACGUCAACGACAGAAGCUUUGGAUACUACUACCUUAGGUAUUAAUACUAAAACGACACAAACUGAUGGUCUAGAAAGUACUAUAACACCUGUAAUUACUAGCACUCUUUCAGAAGCUGAAAUUUUUAUUUCAACUACAGAACCCAGUGUGACUACAUCUAAAACUACGAUAUUAGGUAGCAAUACCAAAACUACACAAACAGAAGGUCUAGAAAGUACUGUUACACCUGUAAUUACUAGCACUCUUUCAGAAAGUAUUAUUUCCACUACAGAACCCACUGUAACUACUUCGGGAGGAAGUAACUCUGUAAGCAAUACAGUAACGUCCACGGAGACUUCAAUCACUAUCCAAUCUACUUUAAGUCCUGAAACUUUGGCAUCUACCACAGACAAAUCUAUGACUACGUCUGAGAGCUUACCUUCAACGACAGACGCUUCGAGUACUACAAACAUGGGUACAGAAGGAUCGUUAGAAACCGGAGGAACAGAAUCAACAGAAUCUUCUAUAUUACCAACUACUACCGACCCGUCAUCGCAAGCCGCUGUAGAAUCAACUACGAAUAGUGAUUUAGGAUCUACAAUGGUUACAAAUUUAUUGGAUAACGAACCAAAUGUUAUGAUGGUCGAUGAUACUAAGAAGUACGGUUCAAGAUACAGGUUUAUAAGGGCAGUUCAAGCGAAUCAAGAUGCGGGACCUAAGCCCCGCUGUAUUGUUACUGCUUAUAAAGAACAAAAUAAAACAAUAGUGGUGCGUGGCUGUUCAUUUGGAAAAGAAGAAGAGAAUUGCAAUUCGUUGUUAGAUGGAAACGUUAAAAUGAAUAAUAGCAAAUGUUUUGUCUGUAACACUAAUCUUUGUAAUUCGGCAUCAACUGCUAUCGUCUCUACUUUUAUUCUAAUAGCAAUGAUUUUGAUUGUUCUCUAACUUUCCUGUGAGUGAUUUUUACGUUAGGCGCCAUGGGCGUUUAGCUCUGAACUAAAAAUACGUUACGUAUACGUUAAGGAGUUGGUUCAAUGUAUAUUAUUUACGUAGAAUAUGUAUAUAUUUGUAUUUUAUGCAUAGAGGCUUUCCUGCGUGUAUUUUACAGGCCUUAUCACUCAUGGCUUCACUAACAUUAAAAUAACAGUAUUAACACGAAAUAUGUGAUACCGUCUUAGUUUAUAAAUGUAAAUAAAAUUAUUUAUUAUACA
Molecule: messenger RNA, 1781 nt
Organism: Pieris rapae (cabbage white)
Lineage: Eukaryota; Metazoa; Arthropoda; Insecta; Lepidoptera; Pieridae
Product: flocculation protein FLO11
Exons: 4
Coding region: 73-1515 (480 amino acids)
Source: RefSeq, a predicted model, not a curated record